AUGUUUGCUCGCUUCCUGACGCCAUUGGCGGCCGCGCUGUCGGUCCUUCCUCUUGUUUCCUGCGGUCCUACCUCGGGUGACCUGCUCCCAAGAACACCUGCCUCGGGCAUCGAUGUUCAGGCAUUUGCGAAGUAUCUUAGCAAGAACGCCCAGAUUUACGUUCCGGAUGAUGUCCAAUUUAAGACCUACACGGUCCGGUGGUCAAACCUUGAUGCACCGACGGUAAACGUUGUGGUCCUUCCUGGAACUGAGGCGGAUGUUUCACAGAUCGUCAAAUUCGCCUACAAGUAUGACGUUCCCAUUCUUGCUUACAAUGGGCACCAUGGCGCUCUCACUACGCUGGGAAAGAUGGACUAUGGCAUUGCCAUCAACCUGUCUCAACUCAAUUCCCUGAAGAUCGCCAAGGAUGGAAAGACUGUGACCGUUGGUGGUGGUAUCAACUCCCACAACAUGACUGAGUCUCUUUGGGCAGCUGGAAAGCAAGCCGUCACGGGAACCUGUGAAUGUGUCAGCUACUUGGGUCCUGCCCUUGGUGGUGGCCACGGAUGGCUUCAGGGCCACCACGGCCUCAUCUCGGACCAGUUCGUAUCCCUAAACGUUGUUCUUGCCACCGGCGAGGUAAAGACGGUCAAUCAGAGCUCUGAUCUAUUCUGGGGACUUAAGGGUGCCGGCCACAACUUUGGCAUCGUCACGUCGGUGACCAGCAAGAUCUUCGACAUUGUAUCCUCCAACUGGGCGAUUGAGACCAUCGUCUUCGGUGGUGACAAGGUCGAGGCCGUCUACGAGGCUGCCAAUGAGUACCUCAUCAAGAACGGCACGCAGAGCGCCGAUAUUCACCAAUGGUCGUACUGGAUGAAUGAUGCCACCCUCGAUGCUGAGAAGCCCGUCAUCUACGUCUAUACCAUGCAAGAGGGCGUCGACACCGUCGACCCCGUCUACACCCAGCCCUUCAAGGCCCUCGGCCCUCUGAAGGUCACCCCCCAAUCCGGCACCUACCGCGACCUCGGCGCCUGGACCAACAUCGCCCUCGACUCCCCUCCCUGCCAGGACUUCGGCUUCAACAACCCGCGCUUCCCCAUCUACGUCAAGACCUACAACACCACCGCCCAGCGCCUCGCCUACGACCUGUACGCUUCUAAGAUCGCGGGCGCAGACAACCCCUACACCAACUCCAUCUUUAUGUUUGAGGAUUACGCUACGGGCGGUGUCCGCGCUAUCGACGAUCGCAGCAGUGCGUUUGCGUUCCGCUCCGACCGCGUGCUCGCCGCGCCGCUCAUCAUCUACAACUCCACCGGCGCGGCGGAGGAUGCGAGCGUCGCGACGCUGGGGAAUCAGUUGCGGGAGAUUAUCCACGCCGGGACGCAGCAGGCGGAGCUGCACACGUACGUAAACUAUGCAUAUGGCACCGAGACGACGCAGGAGUGGUACGGGUAUGACGCGUGGAGGCAGGAGAGGCUGAAGGCGCUGAAGACGAAGUAUGAUCCCAAGGGGAAGUUCAGCUUCUAUGCGCCUAUUGCGUGA
Molecule: messenger RNA, 1521 nt
Organism: Didymosphaeria variabile
Lineage: Eukaryota; Fungi; Ascomycota; Dothideomycetes; Pleosporales; Didymosphaeriaceae
Exons: 3
Coding region: 1-1521 (506 amino acids)
Molecular function (GO): FAD binding
Source: RefSeq, a predicted model, not a curated record